AUGAAAUCGUUCGUGUAUGCAGUUCUCAUAGCAGCUUCAGUACUGGCAGCCCCUGAAUUGAAGCGCAACAAACGAGGUUAUAACACAGGUCAAAGCGAGCUAAGUUGGAGCGAUAGCGAUAGCAACAGCUGGAAACAAAACUCGAACGGAAAUGGCUGGAAUCUAAACUCGAACGAUAAUGGCUGGAGUCAAGGAUCGAAUGGAAACGACUGGAGUCAAGGUUCGAAUGGAAACGGCUGGAGUCAAGGUUCGAAUGGAAACGACUGGAGUCAAGGAUCGAAUGGAAACGACUGGAGUCAAGGUUCGAAUGGAAACGGCUGGAGUCAAGGUUCGAAUGGAAACGGCUGGAGUCAAGGAUCGAAUGGAAACGGCUGGAGUCAAGGUUCGAAUGGAAACGACUGGAGUCAAGGAUCGAAUGGAAACGGCUGGAGUCAAGGUUCGAAUGGAAACGACUGGAGUCAAGGAUCGAAUGGAAACGGCUGGAGUCAAGGUUCGAAUGGAAACGACUGGAGUCAAGGAUCGAAUGGAAACGGUUGGAGUCAAGGAUCGAAUGGAAACGACUGGAGUCAAGGAUCAAAUGGAAACGGCUGGAGUCAAGGUUCGAAUGGAAACGACUGGAGUCAAGGAUUGAAUGGAAACGGCUGGAGUCAAAGUUCGAAUGGAAACGACUGGAGUCAAGUAUCGAAUGGAAACGACUGGAGUCAAGGAUCGAAUGGAAACGACUGGAGUCAAGAUUCGAAUGGAAUCGGCUGGAGUCAAAACUCAAAUGAUAACAGCUGGAUUCAAGGUUCGAAUGGAAACGGUUGGAGUCAAACAUCGAAUACAAACAGCUGGAGUCAAAAAUUGAAUGAAAACGGUUGGAAUCAGGGAUCAAUCGGAAACGGCUGGAGUCUAAACUCAAAAGAUAACAGCUGGAAUCAAGGUUCAAACGAAAACAGCUGGGCUCAGAAUUUGAAUGAUAACGGAAGGAGUCAAAGUUCGAGCGGAAAUGGCUGGAGUCAAGCCUCGAAAGAAAAUGGCUGGAGUCAAGCUUCGAGUGAAAAUGGCUGGAAUUCGAACACGAAUAAUAACGAUUGGAAACAAAACUCAGAAAAAACCAACCAGGGUUCUUCCAUCACAGAACAAGCUCCCGUUUCUAAAAUAAUUGCAGUGAAGAAACUUGUUGAAAUUCCUAAGGUCGUGCAAGUACAGAAACUCGUGUCCGUGCCGAAGCUAGUGACCGUGCCCGAGGUGGUGAAAGUGUCCAAAAUUGUGGAGGAGCCGGUGCAAUCCUCGCUCGGUCAGAACCAACAGCAGACUUCCAACAGCAAGUGGUGA
Molecule: messenger RNA, 1317 nt
Organism: Galleria mellonella (greater wax moth)
Lineage: Eukaryota; Metazoa; Arthropoda; Insecta; Lepidoptera; Pyralidae
Product: bifunctional endo-1,4-beta-xylanase XylA-like
Exons: 3
Coding region: 1-1317 (438 amino acids)
Source: RefSeq, a predicted model, not a curated record